AUGGAUGCCAUACUAGCUCAUAACAAGAUGAUCACUAAGCAACUGGCAGACCUCACUAAGCAAAUGGAGAGGAAUCAAGCUGCAGCAAUCCAUACUCAGCCACAAGCACAAGAAGAGUUAACUGUAGAGGAAGAAAAUGAACGGGAACAGGCCAAUUACAUUGGCAAUGCAUCAAGACAAGCACAUGAUCCAUACUCCAAGACCUAUAACCCUGGCUGGAAGAACUACCCAAACUUUGGGUGGGGAAAUCAACAGAAUGAUAGCCAAGACCAAAAACCUCAUAAUUCCAACUACUUCCCAACUGAUACUGAGAAGAACCCAAGAGGAGAGACCAAGAAUGUGAGAUGGGAAGAAUGCAAAGCAAUUACUCUAAGAGAUGAGGAAAUCCUGGAGGAAGAAAUCCGAAGACACCCUAAGCCCAACACAGAGGAGUCAAGGAAGAAUGUAGGAGAGGCAGAACAUGAAAUUAACCUUGUGCAGAUGAAGGAACCAAUCCUGAGGCCCUAUGUGCCAAAAGCACCCUACCCUCAGAGACUCAGAGGUGGUGAGAAAGAGAAAACAUACUCUACGUUCCUGGAUACAUUCAAGUCUCUUCACAUCAACAUUACUUCCAUUGAAACCCUUCAACAGAUGCCAUCUUACAUCAAAUGCAUGAAGGAAUUGCUAACCAAGAAAAACACCGUGAAAGGUGGACAAAUAGUGGUGAUGAAUAAGGAAAGCAGUGCUCUUAUACAGAAGGAGUUACCCUCAAAGAAGAAGGAUCCAGGGAGUUUUCAUAUCCCCUGCGCCAUAGGAGACACAAUGAUUGAUAGAGGAUUCUGUGAUCUGGGAGCAAGCAUAAAUCUAAUACCUCUUUCUCUCAUGAAGAAACUGCAGAUCAAUGUGCUAAAAUCCACCGAUGUAAUCCUCUAA
Arachis ipaensis is the source of this 912-nucleotide messenger RNA. RefSeq lists its product as uncharacterized. Lineage: Eukaryota; Viridiplantae; Streptophyta; Magnoliopsida; Fabales; Fabaceae. The record is from RefSeq and is a predicted model, not a curated record.